ACAUAACACUCAACAACCACCUCAAGUCAAACAUCCAUGUCACCUGCUUACUGACCGCGGUCCAAUCUUCGCUAGGGCCAUCGGCAUUUAACCUGCGGAUCGUGUCAAUGCGACGUAAAACCCAUUUAGACGCCUCGGCACAUCCUCGGUUCCCAUUCCACCCCGCUUAUCGAAAUGUAGUCGUCAUGAGCAGAAAGCGACCUUUCUUGAGAUGACAGUUCCACGAUAAAUCCCAUGACUAUGGCGUCUACUACGCGGCGGCGGAUGCCCUUCUUCCCGAAAGCCGAUGCUGCCGUCCUGUCGUCGAAGCACGAACCUCCGCCGACCCGGCCGCAGACCGUGGGGCCGAUCUUCGACCCGGACAAUGCUGAUCGACCGAUUGGGCCGUGGCCCCACGACGCCGAAAAUGCCUUCUACCCCCGGAAGACGGAGGCCUAUGGGCUCGAGCCGAUCCCGGACCGGCCAAUGUGUCUCUCCGAUCGAUAUCUCCGUUCCUUCUUGGCCAAGGACGAACGGCUCCGGCUGUCCAUGCUCUGGUACUACACCCGCGAUAUCCUCAAGGAGGCCGAGUUUCUCUCCGGGCUUCAGGAAAAGGCCCACCUCGCCAAAGAAGCUACAGAAUGGGAGUUUGCCGUCAUCGGAAUUCUUGAUGUCAACUUCUAUAUCCGCCUAGCCACAGUUGGGCUUCCCCUAUGCAUCAUUCCUCGUGGUGAAGUUAUCUGCGCACACACCGUCACUCAACCCCCUGGUAGUGUGUUUCAUUUACCGAAUAUGAUGGAGGACUGGAGAUUCGAAAACUGUCCAUACGUCGAGAUGGGCGGGCUCCUUGCAUACGCUGGUGCACCACUCCGCUUACAGACCGAAUCCGGUGAUUGUGUUGGCCUCGGCUCGCUUUGUGUGGCCUCAAGCACGAAACAAGAGCCACUGAAUAAACUUCAGCAACAGACCAUCGCCCGCCUGGCCGACUGGGUUGUCUCUGAUAUCGUCCAAUGUGCAAGAGCAGGACGCCAGCGAGAACGGCGUCGAAUGGCUGAACUCAUCGCCACAGCACAGAGGGAACUGGACAACACUGUCUCCGAGGAUUCGGUCCUUAACAUAAUGAGGACUAUAUAUCCGGAUGCAAUAAUAAGCCUGCAAUCGUCCAAAACUGACCGCGUUGAGAUUGAAGGGCGGAGUCCGAUACUGUUGUCUGACCUUGAAGACGGCCUGUGGGAAGAUGUCGACUACCUGGACGAUUUCAUUGCGAAUUCGAACCAUCUUUCCCUUCCCUUGAACAAGGUAGUACGCGUCAUUGCUACCAAAUGCGACAGCAUAUCGGGACAGUCCAUGCUCGUCGUAGCAUCCAAGGACUUUCGACUCGUGUUUGAUGACAUCGAUUCCUGGUUUGUCCAAACCUGCGCGGACAUGCUUUCGCAGAUGUGGCACAAAAUCCUUCUCGCCGAAGUAAUGAAAGCAAAGGAGAAGUUUCUCCGGGGAAUUUCUCAUCAGCUCCGAACCCCGAUCCAUGGCAUCCUUGGUUCCGUGGAACUACUGGCCGAGGAGUUGAAGUUGCGCAACUCGCGCGAUACGUCCUACCCGGUUUCGGCAUUGAUAGAAGCAACCUCGGCGAUCAAUGCUGGUGAAUCCUCGCUAUACCUCAAUACUAUCAAGACAUCGGGGCGAGACUUGAUUUCGAUUGUCAACAGCAUGAUUACGUUGAACAGAUGGGCCGACAUUGCCAUGUCAGAUCGGUGCUAUGCGAUACAUACGAUCCACGAGCUGGAAGCAGAGUUGGGCAACGAGCUACGCCAGGCAAUUUCAGGGGAUUCGCGAUACAAAGCCUCCGUCUUCUUCAACCACGACCUGCCGACAGAUUGUGAUAGUCUUCGGGUCGAUCUGAAUCUCCUCCGAGAUAGCUUACUGCCGCUUAUCAUGAACGCCAUCCAAAACACUCCGGAAGGCGCCGUAAUGGUAACUACAUCAAUACGUCUAGACUGCAAGGAGCUUGUCGUCGACGUCGAGGACACCGGCUGUGGGAUUCAUCCGGAUCACCAAGAACGAAUAUUUGAGCCAUACGAAAAGGUCAGCCCGCACUCCACAGGCGCCGGAUUGGGUCUGGCUAUCGCAUCCAAAUUCGCAACACUCCUCCAUGGAUCAGUUGAUUUGAUAUCGUCAGAAGUUGACCACGGUUCUCAUUUCAGAGCCACGUUCCGAGAAGUCGAAUUUGAAUCCUCGCCACUUGUGCCGCGGCCACUGGUCCGGAGGCUUAAGAACCUACCCUCGAAAUUUCACAACAUAUCGUCUGGCCCGGAUCGCGUAUCGGUGUGCGAACAUUUUAGCAGAUAUCUUACCUGCCACGGUUUUACUUCUUCGGACAGCACAGAAGACUGCUUCAACAUUCUUGAUUUUGUCCCCAACUUGGAACAGCGUCAGACAUAUCUAUCCCAGAUCCCAUCAGAAAAAGUCGCUAUCUGUCUGAUUCCAGCUUCAGAAAGAGAUGUGUCAAUAGAACAAGCUCCCAAUAACGUCGUUUACGUCAACGGGCCCUUUUUGACCUCAACGAUGAACUCGGCGCUUGAAGAAGCAGAUAGGCUUCUUUCGGUGAUCAAAGCCUCGCGGGUGUCGCAGCUUCCCCUUGAAGAACCCUCACCUAUGCUCCCAAAAAUAGACGAAGGCCCGAGUACAAAUGGAAGGGUGGAGUCACUGGUUGAUUCUCUAAAGUCGAAGGGGUCGCCGGUCCAAUCCCCGACAGACAGCCUCGUCGAUCCCGGCUUGGAAAUUACUGUGUCACCAACAUGUCAUUCCGACCCAGCAGCUGUGGUUGAACUAGGGGCAGUCGAUUCAAUCUUCCCUAGUCUCGCAAGGUCACCCAAACCCACAGCGCUGCUUGUCGACGACAACUUGGUCAACCUUCGAAUCAUGCAGAUGUAUUGCAGAAAACGAGGAGUGCCAUACCAUUGCGCAGCUGACGGCGCGCAAGCCGUGGAGAUGUUUUCGCAACAUCAGACACUGGCUGCGCAGGGCAAAGGAGCUGCGAUCCAGCUGAUCCUGAUGGACCUUCAAAUGCCAGUAUGCGACGGCAUCGAAGCCACCCGGCAAAUACGCUCACUAGAGAAACGGAACGGGUGGGGAGAGAGCGUUCUAUUUAUUGUGACUGGCCAAGAUAGUCCGAAAGAUAGAACGGAUGCGGAGGGGGCCGGCGCGGAUGAAUACUUUGUGAAGCCUGUCAGCAUCAAAGUCUUGGAUGUUGGUGUGAAACAGCAUUUCCCAGCCUUUGAGACCAACUAAUAACCAUAUAUACACGAAUUGGUUGAAUGAAUGUGGAAUUUCUGCAGUUAGAGACGACCGGGACGCUUGUGGCGGGACGGACGGCAUGUAAAUAGUUGCUCGAGUACAUAUACGUAAUACUCUGGGUUUAAAUGAGCACAAUCAUGAUUUAUAUGAUUCAAUAUCCUCCU
Messenger RNA from Ilyonectria robusta, 3437 nucleotides. RefSeq names its product histidine kinase HHK3. The record is from RefSeq and is a predicted model, not a curated record. Gene Ontology annotation, biological process: phosphorelay signal transduction system; protein autophosphorylation. The transcript is spliced from 2 exons. Gene Ontology annotation, molecular function: histidine phosphotransfer kinase activity; phosphorelay sensor kinase activity. Bases 235 to 3267 code for a protein of 1010 amino acids. Lineage: Eukaryota; Fungi; Ascomycota; Sordariomycetes; Hypocreales; Nectriaceae.